Leptonychotes weddellii (Weddell seal) is the source of this 924-nucleotide messenger RNA. Lineage: Eukaryota; Metazoa; Chordata; Mammalia; Carnivora; Phocidae. The record is from RefSeq and is a predicted model, not a curated record.
AUGUCAAUGAUUAGGAGUUUUGAAGGAUUCCAGCCUGUGUCUCUGAAGCAAGAGGGAGAUUACCAACCCUCUGAGACUGACCAGCUGUCCACGGAGGAGGAGGACCCAGGCACGGACCCAGAGCCAAGGCAGAUUUCAAGGCAGCCAAGUGCGACCGAAUCAACACUGUACCCCAAUCCUUAUCACGGACCUUUUGUCUCACGGAAGUACUUUGCUACACGGCCGGGGGCCAUUGAGACUGCCAUAGAAGACUUGAAAGGCCACAUAGCCAAGACGUCUGGAGAGACAAUUCAAGGCUUCUGGCUCUUGACAGAGAUAGACCACUGGAACAAUGAGAAGGAGAGGAUUUUGCUGGUCACGGACAAGUCUCUCUUAAUUUGUAAAUAUGACUUUAUCAUGCUCAGCUGUGUGCAGUUGCAAUGGAUUCCCCUGAGCUCUGUCUACCGAAUCUGCCUGGGCAAGUUUGUCUUUCCUGGGAUGUCACUGGACAAGAGACAAGGAGAAGGCCUUAGGAUCUACUGGGGGAGUCUGGAAGAGCAGUCCCUCUUUUCCCGCUGGAACCCAUGGUCCACUGAGGUGCCUUAUGCGACCUUCACUGAGCAUCCCAUGAAAAACACCAGUGAGAAAUUCCUCGAAAUUUGUAAGUUGUCUGGGUUCACGUCUAAGCUUGUUCCAGCUAUCCAGAAUGCCCACAAGAAUUCCACUGGAUCUGGAAGAGGAAAGGCACUGAUGGUGUUAACUGAACCCAUUUUGAUUGAAACCUACAUGGGGCUGAUGUCAUUCAUUGGAAACCGCAACAAACUUGGCUAUUCCCUUGCCCGUGGGAGUAUUGGUUUUUGAGACUCUUUUUGGUGUAUAAGUAUGUCAUCCAUCAAUAUAUCUUUAUUGAAGAUUCUAUUUCAGACCACCAUAUUUUUGGACUGA